Molecule: messenger RNA, 2029 nt
Organism: Dreissena polymorpha
Lineage: Eukaryota; Metazoa; Mollusca; Bivalvia; Myida; Dreissenidae
Exons: 5
Coding region: 16-1569 (517 amino acids)
Source: RefSeq, a predicted model, not a curated record
ACUGCCGAAAAGAGAAUGCUAAAAAAAUUGAUAUAUAGGGAAGCAGUAUUACGCAAAUACGGGAUAGGGGAUUUUGCCAAAAAAGCAACCGGGAUUUCAGAGAGUAGAAUACGGGUGCACGCAAACACACCACGAAGACAGAGAAGCACAGUUUUCCAGAAAAACAUAACAGACUUCUUUGAAAGAGAUGAUAACUCGAGAAUCAAGGCCGGAAAGAAAUCAACCAUCACAAGAAGAAAAGUGAAAAAGCAGAUUCGAUUAAUGAAUGAUAGUUUAACAAACUUGCACAAGAAAUUUCUUUAUGAAAACAGCUCCAACAUCAGUUUUAGUCUUUUUGCAAGGUUGAAGCCUUUUUGGAUAAAACGAGCCACUGAGAAAGACCGCGAAACUUGUUUAUGCAAAAUUCAUGAAAAUCCCAUAUUAAAAUUAAAUAAACUUGCAAGUGAAGGUGUGUUCGAACACCGCAAUCUGAACACCUUAAUACAAGAUAUCACGUGCGAUACAAACUCAAUGUCCUGCAUGUACCACACGUGCACGGAGUGCAAGGACAAAGCAUUUAAAACUAAUGUCGUGAAGAGUAACAUAAAUACUGGAAAAAUCAUUGAAUGGAAAAUGUGGAAGAACAAAAGAAUUGAAAGAGAAAUAACCCUGAAUGGCGAAAAGCAAGUUAAGAAAUCAAACAUGACUUUAAAAAGCCAAGAAAGUGGGACUAUAGAAACGCUCAUUGGUGAAAUGCAUGAGGAGAUUUCACGACUUGCAAGACAUGAAUUUAACAUUAAGCACCAGUAUAAAAGGCUCCAUCAACUGAAACAAAAUUUAACAGAUAACGAGGUUAUCAUACAUAUUGAUUUCUCAGAGAACUAUCAAUGUAAAUAUGCAUCUGAGAUUCAGAGUGUACAUUUCGGUUCGUCAAAACGCCAAAUUUCUAUUCACACCGGUGUCGCCUAUUUCAAAUCCAAGCAUAUAUCUUUCGCAACCGUAUCGGACGAUUUGAAACACUCCCCUCCUGGAAUAUGGGCACAUCUCGAUCCUAUCCUCUUGCACAUCCGGCGGACCACUCCUGACAUUGAUAAAAUCCAUUUCGUCUCCGAUGGGCCUACCACACAAUACAGGUGUAAAUCAAAUUUCUACCUCUUUUCUACGAAAAUUUUCGAGUAUGGCUUUGUAAAUGGCGGAAGUUGGAAUUUUAUGGAGGCAGGACACGGCAAGGGCGCCCCUGAUGGUAUUGGAGCCGUAGUCAAGCGUGAGGCGGACACACUCGUCAACACCCAUGAGACGGACAUAAUGGGUGCUAGUGCUUUAAUGAGAGGUCUGGAGAAACUAGGAAGCCGUUUGAUGAUCUUCGAAGUGAAAAGCGAUGACAUCACGCAACAGGAAGCUGCUAUUCCAACAAAGAUUACCGGCGUUCCAGAGACGAUGAAACUCCAUCAGGUGGGUUGUUGUCAAAGAAAGCGGGACAGUUCAGUCAAGAAUCCUGAGUUGUUUCUGUUCACCGGAUUGUUCAUGUUACCAACCGGUUACAACCAAUUUCAAUGUCCAGCCGUUUGCAAAUCCCGUACCGAUGGAUGACGACAGCAUCGUAGGUCCACAAAACGGGGCUGAUCUUCCUUGUCAGAUUCUCAAUGUACCAGUCAGUAUUGACGAGAGUCUAGUUGACAGCUAUUGUUUGGUCGAGUAUGAUAAUAAACCAUAUCCAGGAAAGAUUACCGAAGUAGACGAUAUCAGUGUGAAAGUUAGUGCAAUGCAUUGUGUCGGUAUCAAUCGAUAUUUCUGGCCUUUACAUAAGGACGAAUGCUGGUACGAAAAAGAUCGUAUCAUUACCAUGUUACCCUGUGAACCAGAGAAGUUGAGUGGCCGUCACCAGGCCCUACCUCUACCAAUAUGGGAGGCAGUGAAAGACAAAUAUGAUCUUUAAACAUUAUCCUUUGAAACGGAACUGUUUUUCGGGUUGUAUUUUUGUGUUGCAUGUAUGUAAAAAUCGGGAUUAACAAUCAUUUAAUUCAUAUUCUGUUACGACUAUUGUGUCGAG